UGGGUACUGAAGCAGCUGAAAUGAGAAAAAGACAGCAGUCACAGAAUGAAGGGACACCUGUUGUGUCUCAAGCGCCUGGAAACCAGAGGCCCAACAACACAUGCUGCUUUUGCUGGUGCUGUUGCUGCAGCUGCUCCUGCCUCACUGUUAGGAAUGAAGAAAGAGGAGAAAGUGCUGGAAGGCCCACACACACCACAAAAAUGGAGAGCAUCCAGAUCCUAGAGGAAAGCCAAAACCCUACUUCAGAUGAAGUCUUGUCCUGGUCUCAAAAUUUUGAUAAGAUGAUGAAGGCCCCGGCAGGAAGAAACCUUUUCAGAGAGUUUCUCCGAACAGAGUACAGCGAAGAGAACCUACUUUUCUGGCUAGCCUGUGAAGACUUGAAGAAAGAGCAGAACAAAAAAGUAAUUGAAGAAAAGGCCAGAAUGAUAUAUGAAGAUUACAUUUCUAUACUAUCACCAAAAGAGGUCAGUCUCGAUUCUCGAGUUAGAGAGGUGAUCAAUAGAAAUCUGUUGGAUCCUAAUCCUCACAUGUAUGAAGAUGCCCAACUUCAGAUAUAUACCUUAAUGCACAGAGAUUCUUUUCCAAGGUUUUUGAACUCUCAAAUUUAUAAGUCAUUUGUUGAAAGUACUGCCAGUUCUACUUCUGAAUCUUAAUUUUCCUUAAAAAAAUCAUUUUGGAGGGCUGGGAUGGGAAAUAAAAGCAGCUCAGUAACACCAGAGGCUGAGUUCUUGGAGAACCACCGUUUAGCAUUCCUCAGGCUACUGUGAAAAUACAACCAUAUGGUCUUUGUCUCCAUUUUUAUCAAGGUUAUCCAUGGUUGAGUUUGGAGAAAAUACCACAUAAAACAAUGAAUUGCCAAAUUAAGUUUGUUUUAUUCAACAUUCAUUCUACUUGCAAGCAAACUGUAUUUGUAAUCCUCGUGUAACCCCCCGAGGCUGCAUGUACAAAGUAAAACUGCUUCAUUGGCCACGUAGCUGUUGUAAUAUUUAAUCCAAUGGCAUAACUUAUAUCUGUGUUUAAGGACUUUUGUGCAAUAUGGUCUUAUAGAAAUAAUUGCCAAAAAAAUUGGCUGUGGUUUGCAUUUUUAAAUAUAAUCUAAGACAGAAAAAGCCAAUUUUUUUAGUUGUAACAAUGGUAUUCAACAUGCUCUAUACUGUGUUCAGUACACUUAUUUUGAAGCCGAUAUUUCUGUACAUGGAAAAAGAGCUAUUUAUCUCUGUUUGGUGGGAAAUCCUGAUGGGGGAUUCCCCUGGUUGUUCACUGCCAGAACUGUGGCAUUUUCUUUACAGAAUAGUUUGCUAUGUAAAAAAAACAAAACAAAACAAAACAAAACAAAAAAUUAAAAACCCAACAAACAACAAGUAAGAAGAAGAAAAGAGAAAAAAAGCACAAAACAAUUUGAGGAUAUUCUAUCUUAAUGAUAAAACAAAGAGUGAUCAUUGUUUUUAAUUGUAAUAGAAGACAGUUAAUCUAUGUAUAUAUCAGCUGUCCAAUACUGUAAUUAAUUUAUUAAAGACUGGCUCUCCAGUUCUAAAAUGGUUGUGUAAAGUAUGUACUUCAGCAAGAAAAAAAAUACUAAGCUCAAUAACUUAGUUUUGGAAUAUAAAAAAGAAAAAGAUUUAAUAAAGGAAUGCCUACAUGUAGCAUCAUAAAACAUUUUGGUGAAGUAGCAUCUGUCCUAUGGCAUAUUUUCCUUGAAAGCGAAGUCCAAUGAAAAGCUAAGUUUUUAACUGAGAAAAGUUUUAAAAGGGUUACGAAGAAGAUAAUUCACUACUUCAGACCUUAACUGUUUUCAUAGUAUCUUCAGAAUGACUUAUUUUAAAAAUGUUAAAACCAAACUAUUAAUACUCAUCCAUAAUUGAAAGGCAGUACAGUGCUCAAAUCUUCUAGCUGCCAUGUUAUUUUUUAUAAGUACCACUAAAUCUUUAAGACAAAAUACUUGCCUGACAUUGGCAUAUACUUUUGACAUUGAAGAAAACAGUAUUCUACCAUGCACAUACACAGAGAAGUCACUGUCACAUUUAUAUCAAGGUGUUACAUUUGAAUAUUAAUAUCCCCUGGAGGCUAUUUUUUUAAUCUUAAACUUAAUAAAUAUAA
Messenger RNA from Suricata suricatta (meerkat), 2097 nucleotides. RefSeq names its product regulator of G protein signaling 17 (gene RGS17). The transcript is spliced from 4 exons. The record is from RefSeq and is a predicted model, not a curated record. Lineage: Eukaryota; Metazoa; Chordata; Mammalia; Carnivora; Herpestidae. The coding region runs from base 21 to 653 and encodes 210 amino acids.